Cyclopterus lumpus (lumpfish) is the source of this 2980-nucleotide messenger RNA. RefSeq names its product polyhomeotic homolog 3 (Drosophila) (gene phc3a). Lineage: Eukaryota; Metazoa; Chordata; Actinopteri; Perciformes; Cyclopteridae. The transcript has 14 exons. The coding region runs from base 1 to 2736 and encodes 911 amino acids. The record is from RefSeq and is a predicted model, not a curated record. Gene Ontology annotation, cellular component: PRC1 complex; nucleus. Gene Ontology annotation, molecular function: zinc ion binding; protein binding.
AUGGAGAGGCAAGGCCCGGGAGAGAAGCCGGCAAACGCUAAUAGGACUGUAGCCACCACCCCCAUCACAUCAGCUGCCGUCACCAUGGCAACUGUCUGCUCCGGCAGCUCCACGUGCACCCAGGCGCCCUCUACUUCCCUGAACAUCAUCUCCCCCGAGAGACAGGCAGUCCAGGUGAUCCAACACGCCAUCCACAGACCUCAGAGCAUGGCGGCUCAGUAUCUGCACCAGAUGUACGCAGCCCAGCAGCAGCACCUCAUGCUGCAGACAGCCGCCCUGCAGCAGCACCAGCACAGCCCUCACCUGCAGAGUCUGGCCACCAUACAGCAGGCUUCAGUCUGUCAGCGGCAGUCGCCUUCUUCAUCUGGUGGCAGUUUGGUUCAUCAGCCCACUGGUGUUUCCCAAAACUCAAUUACUUUACCAGCAUCUCCAGUGACAGCCCAGCUGAUUGGCCGAACCCAGACAUCCACCGGUGCUGCGACCACCAUAUCCCAGCAGGCCAUGCUCCUGGGAAACCGACCGGCCAACUGUAACCAGGCUCAGAUGUACCUUCGCACUCAGAUGCUUAUUCUAACCCCAGCCACGGUGGCUGCAGUUCAAUCAGACCUCCCUGCUGUCACCUCCUGCUCCUCUUUACCUACCUCCUCUCAGGUGCAGAAUCUCGCUCUGCGUGCCCACUUGCCUGGAGCUCUGGCCACAGCCCAUGGUGUGAUCCUAAAGCCAUCCGCCCAGUCACAAGGCCUGACUCCCACCACCUCUUCAUCCAAGACGUCAAUCUGCGGGCUGAAAGCCAAUCAGCUGACUGACACCUCAACAGAAACCGGACUGACUGAUGUUACCCGGCUGGCCUCAGGACCCCAGAUUAUAACGCCAGCCUACUCUCCAGUGCAGACCAACGCUCUGGUCAAGCAGCAGCUGUCCUGUGCGUCGGGCCAGCGGGUCGCGCACCACCAGCUCAUCCUCCAGCAGGCUGCAGGAGGAACUCCAAACCACAGGCAGCUGCAUCCCAUCGCUCUCAGAGUAGCACCUCAAGAAAUCAACUCCAACCCUCUUCCUCUUUCAGUGAAAAGACUCACCACUCCCAGCACUCUAUCCAAAACCAACAACGACCUCCAUGCCCCUUCUUCUUCUUCGUCCUUUACCAGCGUGUUUGCAUCCUUAGCUCAGACCUCGAUCCCAGCUGCCACCGUUCAGCCUCAGCCUCCUCCUCUGGUGGCAGCUCCGCAGCGGCGGACGUCAUUCCCACAAGUUCAGAACCAACCUCCACCUCCUCCUCCGCCUCUGGUUCUCCCCAGGCUGCCCCGGAACCCCCCAGCCUCCCUUCAGAGGCUGUCCCUGCACUCGGUCCAGGCUCUGGCCGUCCAGUCUGGACGGAUGCUGCUGACAGAGCAGCAGCUACCUGUAGCAGAGGCUCUGGUCCAGAUGCCCUACCAGAACCUCACACCUCCUCAGACGGUGGCUGUUAAUCUGAAAGUGCAUCGAGUCAGACACAAUGAAACUCCAUCGUCGGGGCAAACGUGCAAAGUGAAUGGCUUGAGCUCAGAGGAGAGGAAAGAUGUAUGUUCUCCCAGUCCACAGCGAGAGAGGACCCAGACACCUCUCACUCGGCCUCCUAAGCAGAAUGGCGCAGUCCCGGGUUCAUCCUCCAUCAUAUCCAGUCGCUCAGUGAUCAGGGCCCCUGUGGUGGAAGAACCCUCCCAGCUCACCACCACCAGCCGCAUCCUUCCUCCUCCAUCUUCUCCUCUACCUCCUCCCGUCCUGCCAGCAGCAGUGAGAGGUCCCAGCCAGCCCCCGUCCUCCCCAGCCAGCGUCCCAGGCAGCCCUGACCGGAUACUAACAACUCACGUCCUUACGCACCUCAUAGAGGGCUUCGUCAUCCGAGAGGGCCUGGAGCCGUUCCCGGUGGUCUCCACCUCGCUGCUAGCAGACCAGCAGGCUUCACUUCCUGAAUCCCAGGAGACACAAACGAACGGGGAUGCAGAGGCAGAGGACAGUCCGCUGGACGCUGACCAGUCGGAUUCAACUGACUCGGAGAUGGAAGACGAUGGCCCUGCAGCAGAUGGUAAGCCCUCUGAAGUUGCAGACAGUGUGGCAGGUGUGCUGCAGUGUGAGUUCUGUGGGAGUCGAGGUUACGCUCACACGUUCCUGCGCUCCAAACGCUUCUGCUCCAUGACGUGUGUCAGAAGGUUCAGUGUGAGCUGCAGCAAGCGUAUCACUGUGCUGAGAGCAGGUCGCUGGGGUCACAGGCCGGUGGGCAGGAGAGGACGACCCCCCAGCAGCAGAGUCAACGGAGCCUCCAGAGAACAUUUUAUGAAACGGGCUUGUGGGUCGUUUGGCUCGGAGGGGAGCCGUCAAAGCUCCCUGAGAGAGGAGGAAGAGCAGGACGAAGAAGAGGACGACGAGCCUCCCGUUCCCAUGACAACCAGGCUCCGGAAACAUGCUGAGCGAGAGAGGGAGAGGGAGAAGGAGCAGGAGCAGAGGAUGACAGAAACGAUCAGUGUUUCUGACGGAGAAGAAGACGCCGGCUGUCCGUCUCAGUGGAACGUAGAACAAGUGUUUUCUUAUAUCAAUUCCCUGCCAGGGGGUCAGGAUGUAGCCGAGGAGUUUCGCUCCCAGGAAAUAGACGGACAGGCUCUGCUGCUUCUAACCGAAGACCACCUCGUCAGCACCAUGAACCUUAAACUGGGACCUGCACUCAAACUGUGUGCCCACAUCAAUUCUCUGAAAGAUGCAUAAACAUGUUAACAUCCCUUCUCCCCAAGAACGGAUGUGUGUUGAUGAAGAAAAACAGGAGGACGGGGUCUCGAAAAAAUGAAGGACUAUCCAUUUUGUUGUGGUCUGACUUGUCCUUGGACUUACACACAGAUAGUUAAACACACAGACAGUUAAAACACACACAGAGUGGAUCGUGUUGAACUGAAAUCACGAAUACACAGACUUCAGUUUUUAUUGAAACCACUGCCAAGCAUUUCACUCCUGA